UAUAUUCAUAAACAAACAGAUAACACGAGAGAAAAGGGUAAAAAGUAGCUUCGUUAUCCCAUUUUGUUACAGCCGUCACACGCUGCCGUUUUGCUUCUCUUUUUCGUCUGGUAACCCUAAUCUCUCUCCCCCCCUUCUAUAAUACACAUGCAUUUAUCCGUGCAUCAUCCAUCCUUUGAAUUCUCCGUUCUCAUUUUAAUAAAAUACUGAAAUCAAGCAUUUUUCGCAUAAAGAAACCCUUUUUUUAAUAGAAAUUGAAUGUUUUUUCUUGGGAUCAAUUGGUAGCAGGAGUGAGUGAGUGAGUGAGUGAAUUUUGGAUAAUAACGAUGCGGUUUUGUAGUUGAAUUGGAAGUGGUAGAGGUUUUUGAGUUUAUGUUAUGGCUCAGCAACAAUCUUCACGUCUCAAUCGGCUACUCACUUUAUUAGACACUGGUUCGACACAAGCUACAAGAUUGACUGCUGCGAAACAGAUUGGGGAUAUUGCGAAAUCGCAUCCUCAAGACUUGCAUUCUCUCCUGAAGAAGGUUUCUCAAAAUCUCCAUAGUAAAAACUGGGACACAAGAGUUGCAGCUGCUCAUGCGAUUGGGGCUAUUGCUCAGAAUGUCAAGCACAUUUCUUUGACUGACUUAUUUGCUUCUGUCGAAACAAAGAUGUCUGAGAUUGGGGUUUCGGGUCAUGUUGAAGAUUUGGUGGCAUGCCCUAAUUUUCAUUCUCAAAUAAUAUCAAACGGUUUAUUUAGAAGCUUUGAUAUGAACAAAGUGUUGGAGUUCGGUGCUUUGUUGGCAUCUGGAGGUCAGGAAUAUGACAUUGCAAAUGACAAUUCUAAGAAUCCACGGGAGCGAUUGGCUCGCCAGAAACAAAACCUGCGACGUCGUUUGGGUUUAGAUGUUUGUGAGCAGUUUAUGGAUGUCAACGAUGUGAUAAAAGAUGAAGACCUUGUUGUCCACAGACCAGAGUCUCAAAGAAACGGUUUAGAUCAUAGAUUUUACAAACACCCGUCUGUGCAUAACAUCCAGCAACUUGUUGCAAGUAUGGUUCCGAGUGUAAUUUCCAAAAGACCAAGUGCAAGGGAGCUGAAUCUCCUAAAGCGAAAAGCAAAAAUAAAUUCCAAAGACCAAGUGAAAAGUUGGUCAGAGGAUGGGGAUACAGAGGUUGCUUGUCCUCAGAGUACAACUCCAAAGGGCUCAAAUACAGACUCCUUUAGCUUUAAAAAGGCAGAUGCUGAUGAAGAAGACAACUUGGAACAUGAUGGAGAUGGGAGGUGGCCUUUCCAUGGUUUUGUUGAACAACUUAUUGUUGAUAUGUUUGACCCUGUUUGGGAGGUUCGCCACGGCAGUGUCAUGGCUUUGAGAGAAAUCGUAACUCAUCAUGGUGGUUCUGCUGGAUUGGUUGUGCCUGACUUGAGCUUGGAUGGUGCUCUUGAUGAACUCAGAGAGAGAGAAUAUUCAAAUGCCAUUAAAAGAGAGAGAGAAAUUGAUUUGAAUUUGCAAGUUAUAACAGAUGCGUUUGAGCCAAAUCCAAAAAGGCAUAAAUCUGAAGAUGUGUCAUCGCAGACAAUGGAUAUGAUGGUCUCUACUAGCAAUCUUGGUAGUAGUGACAUUUGUGUAAAACUUGAGCAUAGUGGAUGGAAUUUGCCUGUUGGGCAGGUUAAUAGCCAAGUUGAUAUCGUUAGUUGUGUUAAGAUGGAGCCCGAAUCUUACCCUAACGAUGCAUCUUAUUCUGCUGAAAGAGCUGUUGGCAUGGUAGAGUCAAAGGGUUACCCUGAACAUCAGGGUUCUUUUAUGAAGUCAAAUUUGCAGAACAGUUCUCCUGAAAAUUGCGAGCUGAUGAAUUUGGUUAAAUUGGCCAGACAUUCUUCUAUAAAAAAUAAUGAAUUUCUUCAAGAUUGUGCGAUUCGUUUCUUAUGCAUAUUAUCACUAGAUCGUUUUGGAGACUAUGUAUCUGACCAGGUGGUUGCUCCAGUACGUGAAACUUGCGCCCAGGCAUUAGGUGCUGCAUUUAAGUAUAUGCAUCACUCUUUAGUUUAUGAAACAUUGAAUAUUCUGCUUCAAAUGCAGCGUAGGCCAGAAUGGGAAAUUCGUCAUGGAAGCCUUUUGGGCAUCAAGUAUUUGGUUGCUGUUCGACAGGAGAUGCUGCCUGAUUUGCUUGGAUGCAUUCUACCUGCUUGUAAAGCUGGACUGGAGGACCCUGAUGAUGAUGUCAGGGCAGUUGCUGCAGAUGCUCUAAUACCUACUUCUGCUGCAAUUGUUUCCAUGAAGGGUCGGACAUUGCAUUCCAUUGUUAUGCUACUUUGGGAUAUCUUGCUUGAUUUGGAUGAUCUAAGUCCUUCCACUAGCAGUGUGAUGAAUCUGCUAGCAGAAAUAUAUUCCCAGGAAGAGAUGAUUCCCAAGAAAACAUCAAAAGAGAAACAAGAGUUGGAUUUAAAUGAAGUGGUACAUGUUGAUGAUGUUGGAGAAGGAAGAGACUUGCAAGAAAAUCCAUACAUGUUAUCGACAUUGGCACCACGAUUAUGGCCAUUCAUGAGGCAUAGUAUCACAUCUGUCCGACAUUCAGCGAUUCGAACUUUGGAGCGAUUGCUUGAAGCUGGUUAUAAGAGGAACAUUUCUGAGCCAUCCAGUACAUCAUUUUGGUCCUCCUUUAUCUUGGGAGAUACCCUGCGUAUUGUUUUUCAGAAUCUGCUGUUGGAAUCAAAUGAUGAAAUUUUGCGUUGUUCAGAGAGGGUUUGGAGGCUCCUCAUCCAGUGCCCAGCAGAGGACUUGGAAGCUGCUGCAAGUUCAUACAUGGCUUCUUGGAUAGAACUUACAACUACUCCAUAUGGCUCACCAUUAGAUUCUACAAAGAUGUUUUGGCCUGUGGCUCCACCUCGAAAGUCUCAUUUUAAAGCAGCUGCUAAAAUGAGAGCAGUAAGGCUUGAAAAUGAGUCUUGCAGCAGCAUUGGCUUAGAUUUUGAGAAAGAAACUAUUCCUCAGCAAAGAAAUGGCGAUGCUUCUGCUAGCACAGUCAAGAUAAUUGUAGGUGCUGAUGCUGAAAUCUCAGUAACUAAUACUCGAGUGAUUACGGCUUCAGCUUUGGGAAUGUUCGCUUCUAAGUUGCGUGGGGAUUCUAUGCAACACGUAAUAGAUCCAUUGUGGAAUGCUCUCACCUCAUUAUCAGGGGUUCAGCGGCAGGUAGCAUCAAUGGUUCUUAUAUCGUUGUUUAAAGAGAUUAAAGGGAAGGAAUCCUCUGAAAUCCAUGGGGUUAUGCCUGCUUUUCCCAAUCAUGUUGAGAAGUUGCUGUUUGAUUUGUUAUCUUGUUCUGACCCUGCACUUCCAACAAAAGAUUCAGUUCUUCCAUAUUCUGAACUCUCAAGGACUUAUACAAAGAUGCGCAAUGAGGCCAGCCAGUUAUUACAUGUCACCGAGUCAUCUGGCAUGUUCAAGAAUUCAUUGUCAACUAUUAAAAUAGAUGUGGAAAAAUUGAGUCCUGAUGAGGCAAUCAAUUUUGCAUCAAAAUUACCAUUAUCAUGCAAUGAUGGUGUUGGUGAUGAAUCUACUGGACACAACAUUGUUGAUGAUAUUGAUUCAUCAAAACAGCGACUUCUGACAACUUCAGGCUAUUUAAAAUGUGUUCAGAGUAAUUUGCAUGUUACUGUCUCCGCAUUAGUUGCUGCUGCAGUUGUCUGGAUGUCAGAGCUUCCUGCACGGCUGAAUCCCAUCAUUUUGCCCCUGAUGGCCUCAAUCAAAAGAGAGCAGGAGGAGAUAUUGCAACAAAAGGCUGCUGAAGCUCUUGCAGAGCUAAUUUCACGUUGUAUUGCACGUAAGCCUGGCCCAAAUGAUAAGUUGAUUAAGAAUAUUUGUAGUUUGACGUGCAUGGAUCCUUGUGAGACACCCCAGGCUGCAGUCAUUGGGUCCACAGAGGUUGUUGAUGAUCAAGAUCUUCUCUCCUUUGGGAUUAGUACAGGGAAACAAAAGUCAAAGGUUCAUAUGCUAGCUGGUGGUGAAGACCGGUCAAGAGUUGAGGGCUUUAUUAGCAGACGAGGUUCUGAACAUGCAUUGAAACAUUUAUGUGAGAAGUUUGGGGCUUAUUUAUUUGAUAAGCUACCAAAACUAUGGGAUUGCCUUGUCGAAGUUCUCAAGCCCGGAAGUCCUGCAGAUGAACAACUUGAAAAAACUAUCGCAUCCAUUAAGGAUCCUCAAAUCCUUAUAAAUAAUAUCCAGGUGGUGCGAUCUAUUGCUCCAUUACUGGAUGGGGCAUUGAAACCUAAAUUGCUCACACUUCUCCCUUGCAUUUUCAAAUGUGUGCGCCAUUCUCAUGUUGCAGUUAGAUUAGCUGCCUCAAGGUGUAUUACCUCAAUGGCCAAAUCUAUGACAACAAAUGUCAUGGCAGCUGUAAUUGAGGAUGCCAUUCCUAUGCUAGGGGAUGUAACGUCUGUCCAUGCCAGACAAGGUGCUGGCAUGCUUAUCAGUUCACUUGUUCAGGGACUGGGAGUGGAGCUGGUCCCCUAUGCUAGGCUACUGGUUGUUCCUCUUCUACGUUGCAUGAGUGAUUGUGAUCAUUCUGUCAGACAGAGUGUGACACGUAGUUUUGCUGCUCUUGUUCCUCUCCUUCCUUUAGCUCGAGGCCUAGCCCCACCUAGUGGACUGAAUGAAGGGUUAGCAAGAAAUGCAGAGGAUGCACAAUUUUUGGAGCAACUACUUGACAAUUCCCAUAUUGAUGAUUACAAGCUCUGCACUGAAUUAAAAGUGACAUUGAGGAGGUAUCAACAAGAAGGUAUAAAUUGGCUGGCCUUCUUAAAACGAUUCAAGCUUCAUGGAAUUCUAUGUGAUGAUAUGGGGCUUGGUAAGACCCUGCAAGCAUCAGCAAUUGUGGCAUCUGAUGUAGCAGAGUCUCGUGCUUUGAAUAACUGUGAGGAUGUUCAACCAUCUUUAAUUGUUUGCCCGUCAACACUUGUGGGACACUGGGCCUUUGAGAUAGAGAAGUACAUUGAUGCUUCUUUAAUUAGUACUCUACAAUAUAGUGGUUCUGCUCAAGAGCGCAUCAGUCUUCGAGAACAAUUUCAUAAGCACAAUGUCAUCAUAACAUCAUAUGAUGUAGUUCGCAAAGAUAUUGAUUACCUUGGACAGUCCCUGUGGAAUUACUGUAUUUUAGAUGAAGGACAUAUAAUCAAGAAUGCAAAAUCCAAAAUUACAGCUGCCGUGAAGAAGUUGAAAGCCCAGCAUCGCCUAAUACUUAGUGGAACACCAAUUCAGAACAACAUCAUGGAUUUAUGGUCCCUCUUUGACUUUUUAAUGCCAGGGUUCCUUGGAACUGACAGACAAUUUCAAGCCACUUAUGGGAAACCUUUGCUGGCUGCUAGAGAUCCUAAAUGCUCUGCCAAGGAUGCUGAAGCUGGGGUACUUGCUAUGGAAGCAUUGCACAAGCAGGUCAUGCCUUUUCUCUUACGAAGAACAAAAGAUGAAGUAUUAUCUGACUUGCCAGAGAAAAUUAUUCAAGACAGAUAUUGUGACCUGAGCCCUGUCCAGUUAAAACUUUAUGAACAGUUCUCCGGUUCCCUUGUUAGACAGGAGAUUUCAAGCAUGGUAAAGCUGGAUGAUUCAGCACAACCAGAAGGAAAUAGUGCUUCACCAAAAGCUUCCACACAUGUUUUUCAGGCACUUCAAUACUUGUUAAAACUUUGUAGUCAUCCAUUGCUUGUUGCUGGUGAAAAAAUGCCCGAAUCACUUGUAUGCCAGUUGCACGAACUCUUACCUCCAAAUUGUGACAUAGUUUCAGAACUUCAUAAGCUUCACCACUCUCCAAAACUAGUUGCUCUCCAGGAGAUUCUGGAAGAGUGUGGAAUAGGUGUGGAUGCUUCAAGUUCUGAUAAUGCUGUGAGUGUUGGGCAGCACAGAGUCUUGAUAUUUGCGCAGCACAAAGCCCUUCUUGACAUUAUUGAGAGGGACUUGUUUCAUUCCCAAAUGAAGAAUGUCACAUACUUGCGGCUGGAUGGAUCUGUUGAGCCAGAAAAAAGAUUUGAUAUUGUAAAAGCUUUUAAUUCAGAUCCUACUAUUGAUGCCUUGUUGCUUACGACUCAUGUUGGUGGGCUUGGUUUGAAUCUUACAUCUGCUGACACCCUUGUCUUUAUGGAGCAUGAUUGGAAUCCAAUGCGAGAUCUUCAGGCAAUGGACAGGGCACACAGAUUGGGGCAAAAGAAAGUUGUGAAUGUCCAUCGCCUGAUCAUGCGUGGCACUCUGGAAGAGAAAGUUAUGAGUCUCCAAAAGUUCAAAGUGUCGGUUGCCAAUGCUGUUAUUAAUGCAGAGAAUGCCAGUCUGAAAACAAUGAACACAGAUCAGUUGCUCGAUUUGUUUGCGUCAGCUGAAACCAGAGCAAAGGGAGCUACUGCUUCAAAGCGCACAGACGGCAACUUCGAUGGAGAUCGAAAAUUAAUGGGCACUGGGAAGGGGUUAAAAGCCAUCCUUGGUGGACUGGAGGAGCUCUGGGAUCAAUCGCAGUACACUGAAGAGUACAAUCUGUCCCAGUUCUUGGCCAAGCUUAACGGCUGAACCCUGGCUUCUCAUCCCAUGUACAAAGUGUAUAUUUGUGGUUGAGUUAGGAAAAAGAAAAUUUUGGCGUUUUAACCGAGCAUAUUUCCCCCAUUCUUUCUCUCCCCAUAGCUUUUUUUUUUUUUUUUUUGUUCUCCUGAUCGAUGUGGGAGACUGGGGAAGAAGGUUUUAGUGGUUGGUAUGGGAGCCUGAACGCAGAGAUGAAGGGUAUCGAGAAAAAUCUCAACCCAAAAUGUGCAUCAGAAGGGAAAGAGAUUUGUACAGUGCAAACAACCUGCAGGUGAACUUACCUCAAGGGGCCUUCUUCUUCAUCAUUGGAACGAUGCUCUGCUCCCUGGAGAAGCUCUGGUAUUUUUAUUUUUUUUUCCUUUGAUAGCAACCUUUGCCCCCUUUAAACCGCCGCCUCCUAAAUCCACUAUUAAGGUUGUUGGAGCGUGGCAAUUCCAUGCAUUGGCCAGCAUCAUAUUUCCAUAGCAUUUGUAUACAUUUGCCAGCAUUAUCUUUUACUGAAUACAAAAUUUAUGUUCCAACGAA
Populus euphratica (Euphrates poplar) is the source of this 7055-nucleotide messenger RNA. RefSeq names its product ROOT GROWTH DEFECTIVE 3 (gene RGD3). Gene Ontology annotation, molecular function: TBP-class protein binding; ATP binding; ATP hydrolysis activity. The transcript is spliced from 30 exons. The record is from RefSeq and is a predicted model, not a curated record. NCBI's taxonomy places the organism in Eukaryota, Viridiplantae, Streptophyta, Magnoliopsida, Malpighiales, Salicaceae. The coding region runs from base 378 to 6521 and encodes 2047 amino acids.